Messenger RNA from Racocetra fulgida, 262 nucleotides. The record is from the annotation of a GenBank genome assembly. Lineage: Eukaryota; Fungi; Glomeromycota; Glomeromycetes; Diversisporales; Gigasporaceae.
CUUAGCAGGACUUGAUGAUGGAUUCAUAGCCACAAUGUCUGAAGUUAAUUUUAAGCAAGAUUACCAUGCGGCACAUUCUGCGGCUGACAUGGGUGGUGAAUUCACUCUUUCACAUAUGGUUGAUUUGGAUUAUCUAGAGGAUGAAUGGCGAGUGCCUGUUGAUGAUAUAAUAGAAAUAUAUAAAAGAAUCAACCAAACAGCAUCGAGAAAGCAUAUAGAUUAUUGUGUUAAACAAGCAUUUGCUGCCAUGCAAGCUAAUAAA